Messenger RNA from Patiria miniata (bat star), 4274 nucleotides. RefSeq names its product ras-like GTP-binding protein RHO. Bases 159 to 737 code for a protein of 192 amino acids. Lineage: Eukaryota; Metazoa; Echinodermata; Asteroidea; Valvatida; Asterinidae. Gene Ontology annotation, biological process: cell migration; small GTPase-mediated signal transduction. The transcript is spliced from 4 exons. The record is from RefSeq and is a predicted model, not a curated record. Gene Ontology annotation, molecular function: GTPase activity; GTP binding.
AGCAAUUGCCGUACCCCCUAUAGGAGCUAUUGAGGUGUGGCCAUUUUAUUUUUUUUUUAGAACCGAACGGCAAAUUUCGGCUGUACAUGAAGAAGUGUGAUUCAGUGUGGUUAUAACGGCGUUUCCUGGUAGAUUUUGUUCAAUUUUUACGAAAGAAGAUGGCAGCUAUACGAAAGAAGCUGGUCAUCGUAGGUGAUGGUGCCUGUGGAAAGACGUGUCUUCUAAUUGUGUUUAGCAAAGACCAGUUCCCAGAAGUCUAUGUACCAACAGUAUUUGAGAACUACGUCGCAGACAUUGAGGUUGACAACAAGUGUGUUGAGCUAGCAUUAUGGGAUACCGCAGGCCAGGAAGACUACGAUCGACUCCGACCCCUGUCAUAUCCCGACACAGAUGUCAUUCUAAUGUGUUUCUCCAUCGAUAACCCCGACAGUUUAGAAAACAUCCCCGAAAAGUGGACGCCAGAGGUCAAACACUUCUGUCCCAACGUACCCGUCAUCCUAGUCGGCAACAAGAAAGAUCUGCGAAACGACGAGGCCACGAGACGAGAGCUGCAGAAGAUGAAACAGGAGCCGGUCAAAUUCGACGAGGGCCGCGCCAUGUCGGAGAAGAUCGGCGCCUUUGGCUACCUGGAGUGCUCGGCCAAGUCCAACGAGGGCGUGAGGGAAGUCUUUGAAACGGCCACGAGGGCGGCCCUCCAAACCAAGAAGAAGAAGAAGGGCAAGUGUAGCGUCUUGUAAAAAACAAAGAAGAAAAAAAGCAGAUCUCCCUAAUAUCAACACAGAAACACUUUCCUGCCCAGGGAAGAGGGUUUUCGUUUUCUAAACUAAAAUAAAUAUUUACUUUGUUUAAUACCAAGUAUGAAGAAAAAGCUGCACUCAGCUGAUGGCUGUUGAAGUAAAACUGAGCCGUGUCUCUUAGAAGAGGCCUCACAUCAGUUCCCGACAGCAAGUUUUUUUAAGUUCAUUGCUCAAAUAAGAGAUACAUACCAGCUGAGUGCAGUUUUUUUUAUGAGAGGGGAGGGAGGGGGGGGGGGGCAAUUCUUAUUCUUCUUUUUUACCUUAUAUUAUGUAGUCACGGUAUGACUACAUAACAAGCACAGUUUCUUGUGUGAUUGGUUAUGCCAGGGUGCUAAGACAAAGCAAACGACGAAAGCUGUGUUUCUGAUCAGUUGCAGUCCGUAGGGCUCAUGGUAAUGUCUUGCUGAUGACUUCCCGCUCGCACUUUGUAUCCGGCACUGUACUAUGGAUGCAAACACAGUGAAAGCUAACAAAAAGGCCCGUGUUCUCUCCUACGGCCACUUUUCAGUACUAUCCUCGGUGCGAAAUGCAAGAUGUCUGUUCAACGUGAUGUUUGCAAAUUCCGUCUGGCUGAUCAGGCUUUUAUUGUUCAAAUAAUUUUCACUGCUUCAAAGACCCUGAAAAUAACACCCACUUUUAAUCUAGUACAAGAUUAUUUAAAUUUCAUAAGACGAAAAGUACAUGUAAUGUAACAAUCAGUGAAAUCAUUUUGUAUAAUUUGGUGCACAAAAAAAUUGUCCUAAGUUGGUGAACGUGUGAGAUGGAUACGCUUAACCUUGUCCACAAAAUUACAUAAAUUUUUUGUACCGUGUGAAUAUUUAAGCCUGGAUAUUACUAUCAAUACAAUUUCACGUAACUCCUGGUGUAAUGUUACAAGUGGUAAGAAAAGUAAGGAGCAAUGUAGUAGAACCAGCUGAUACUAAAGAGUAGAGACACAAUUUGUAUUUACCGUGCUUAAAACUCACUUUGAAUAUUCACUUCCACAUUUCACACCUACAUGUAAGCCCAAUUUCAUAGCGCUGCUUAACAGUAAGCAGAAAAGUUGUGCUUACUAUAGCAGAAAAUCAUGCUGCUGCUUAAGCACUAUUUUGUGCUAACGGUUGCGCGCGCAUAGAGAUUUCUAUUGUUACGUCACUGAUUUAAUCAAAGUUUUCUGCUGGGGUUAAGCGUGCUUUUGCUGUGCUUACUGCUUAACAGUCCCUCGGUAAGCACAAAGUCGGCUGUUAAGCAGCGCUAUGAAAUUGGGCCCAGAUAUACGUACAAAAAAACCCUGGAGUUUCAUUAAGUACAGUAUACAUACAUUGGUCUCAAGGCAAGGUUUUUCCAAGUCUAAAAUUCACUGUUGAAUGCAUUUUGUAAGGUUAUUAUUGACAGAGGCUACCAUUUGCUAGGGUUGGGCGUGAAACGGUACCUGUCAUUGUUACGUGUCUGCCAUUCCUUAGGACGUUGCAUUUUAACAUCAGUAAAAAAAAACUAAGUAGAUUUAGAUUGUGUACAUAGACUAAUAUUAAAAGGCAUCAUGGUUUUGAGGGUGUUGAAGUGGACGCAAAAUGCAGAAGAUGAAAUGAACCUGGUUGUGCUCCGAAUGCAAUAUGCGAUUUUCCAAAUUUGGCUUUUGACUCCGUUCAUAAUAGUCUAUGGCAUUUUGUCACCAUUAUAAGAGCGCUGAUGGGAGAGACCACCGCGUGCGCGCAUGGUAUAGCGCGAAGUACGCACGACUGCGUUUGUUUAUGGUGUAAAUCGAGGACACACACGUGCAACAUCAUCGGUGAAUCGAGGACAGGAACCAAAUCGUGGACGACCUCGAUUAGAAAACGUGUACAAAACCAAUGAGAGCUGUUGCGAAGAAGUUAGUACAAAGGAAAAGGGAAGAGGAACAAAAGACAAUCCUUGAUUUACACCAUAAACAUACGUGCUAGAUAUUGCGCGAGUCUCAGGCGCGACAGGCAAUGCGUUUGAGAGUCUCUCCCAAGUGGUCCUUCCCAACAGUUUGUUUUCAACCGUUGAGGGAGUACUUGUGCGCGGAGUCGGUUGUCAUUCAGCAUUGCGACAGUGUGUCUCACCAUUGUAUUUGUUUUCCAUGAAAUCACGAUGCUUGUGUUAUAAUACUCAGUCAUGCAUAAGCACAAGUUUCAACUGUUUGUGAUGGCGGGAAUAUCGUACCAUGGUUGAGCGACCCUUUGGUUUUGCCCCUGCUUUUGAAGUUGUUCAAACUUAACAAAUUCACAGCAGCCAGGGAACACUCCACCCGUACAUGUACGAAAGCAUGCUGCAUACUUGGUUUUAGUAAGACUCUAAGUAUGCUGUUAUGCAAUGCGAGGUACUGCAUGUUCUUUGUGUGUUAUACUGUGCUCUUAGUUAGCACGUGUACACGUAGUGUAAUGGAACAAUUUUUUUCAUUGUAUAUUUACGGUCAAUAUAAUGGCUUACCACUAUGCUAACUAAAAAAAAAAGAAACUUGACCAACUUAAAAGUUCUGAGGUUUUCUACAUAUCUUUGGAGUCUCUCGUCUAAAAAUGUUAUGUCAGCUUUGAUUUAUGAAUUUUUUUUAAAAAUAUUUCCGUGUAAAGUUUGAGGUCUUAAACCAUAGGCGUACAAGCUACUUUAUUAAUACUUCCCGUUUAAAGUUUGUCUAGGGUUUAUUUCUUUCGUGUGCAAAAGGAUACAGAAGAAUUUAUGAAUUAUAAAAAAUAAAAUCUAGUCCCAUUUCAACAAAAUUAUGCAACCAUACUUUUUCUGUAUGUACGUUGAAAAAAAACUUGCUUGAUUUGUAAGAACGUUAACAAUCAACUUGUAUAUUCCUAUAGAUUAAAAAAAAACAAAUUACAAUAUGCACUCAUUGUCACCAAACAAAUAUUGUGUAAAACUUGUUUUCCGAGUUAACCCUUUUAGAUAGUCUCGUCAGUUAUAAUUUGAAAUAAUGUAAUUCCGCUUUUCUUUUUUCAUUAAAGGCUUUGUGUAUUGUCUAUACUUAAAAAUCGCACUUAAUAUCGGAAUUAUAUAAAAGCCAAAAAAAAAAAAAACAGAGAAAGAGAUUGAAAGUGUUUUGUGUGUUAGUGUAAAAGUACAAGCUGUUCUUAAAUGGAAGCAAAUGAAGUGUGUUCAGAUUUUCAUUUUGUUCACGAGAGAAAAAAAAAAGUGGUUAUAUCAAUUACAUUUAAAGAUAGUUAAAGCACCGAAGCUGCAAGAUGGAGUACUGAGCUUUAACAGAGUGUGCUCUGAAAUUUUUUUGGGUCAGAUUCAAAUAUAAAAACCAAGACACGCAUGUAAACUUGUGGUUAUGUCACCUUAAUUAAAAUAAAAUCAACAAGUUGAGCUACGUUCUCCAUCUUGCUGCUAUGACGAUUUUCUGUCUUGUUCCAAAACAACGUCCAAGAACAUAUAUAAGAUAAUGCAUGCGGUUAUGGUGGUUAUACCAUUUUGUCCUGUCGUUUCUCCACGUAAGAUAAGAGCACACUUAAAAACUGAACAAGCAAA